Messenger RNA from Microthlaspi erraticum, 1200 nucleotides. Lineage: Eukaryota; Viridiplantae; Streptophyta; Magnoliopsida; Brassicales; Brassicaceae. The record is from the annotation of a GenBank genome assembly.
AUGGCACUGAGAAUCAGUGAUUUGUCGGAUGAAUUGCUGAUCAAGAUAAUAUCGACUCUUCCGACAAAAGUUGCUGUCUCCACAAGCCUUUUGUCGAAACAAUGGCAGUUUCUAUGGACGUGGUUGCCUAAACUCGAGUUCUGCGACUACUCAAUAAUCGAUGAUCCUGGCUCUAUCUUGAGGUAUCGGGAGUUUAUCAACAAGAAUCUGCCGUUACAUAAAUCUCCGGUCAUCGAAAGCUUGCUCUUCAGGUUUUGUCAUAGAAGGUUACCUCAGCCUGAGAAUAUCAAGCUUUGGGUUGGGAUCGCGGUUUCUCGCUUUGUGCGUGAGCUAAGCAUCAGCUACUUUUUUCUCAAUCACGAUGGACCUGAUGCACCAUUGCCGAGUAGCUUGUAUACAUGCAAUUCCCUCAUGACUCUGAAACUUGAAGGCCCAGAGAUUGUUUUGGAUGUUCCUCCAACUGUUUGUCUCCCUUCCUUGAAGACCUUGCAACUUCGACGUGUGACAUACGCAAACGAAGACUCUCUUCGUCUGCUUCUACCGCAUUGCCCUGUUCUUGAAGAUUUGUGUAUUGAACGAGUUGGAAGCGAAGACAACUUGAGAGCGAUAGUUGUUAACGUCCCGUCUUUGCAGCGUUUAUCCUUGGAUGUGUUUCAACGUUCUCCUGGUGGGUAUGUGAUAGUUACUCCUUCUUUGCAGUAUUUCAAAGUCGAGGAUUUCAGCGCAACUUUCUCCUGUUUGAUUGAGCAUGCUCCAAAGUUGGAAGAGGCAGAGAUUAGUGUUUUUCAAGAGUUUGAGGAGCUUUUGAAAUCAAUCGCAUCCGUCAAACUUCUUUCAGUGCUUGCAUUAUGGAACAGUCCAGAAGAGCCUGUGUAUAGUGUUAGUACUAUCUUCAAUCAGCUUGAACAUUUGAAGUUAGGUAUAUACAGCGACAAUUGGUCCAAGUUGCUUGUCUGGUUGCUCAGAAAUUCUCCUAAACUGCGAGUCCUCAAUCUCUAUGUCGAUAAAGAUCCAGAAUUGGAGGUGUAUCAGCCAGUUACGUGGAGCUCUGUUCCUGAAUGUUUGUUGAAGACUCUCGAAACUUUUGAGUUUAAAGAUUACACGGCAACACAAGAAGAGAGAGAUUUCUUGAGUUUCUUCUUCAAACACGCUUGUUGCUUGACGUCUACAUCAAUCAUUCACAAUGUUUGUGAUAUGUAA